CGCCAGCUGGCAGCCGCGGCUGCCCAGCUACAGGGGCUGAAGAAGCGGCAACAACAGAGAAGCUGUGGCUACAGGCUGAAGCAGACGCAGAUGCCCAGGCUCGCCGCAAGGAAGCCCAGGAUCUGAUGCAGCGGCAUGAAGCCAACAGCAUCGACAGACUCAAGUUCUGGCACUUUGAACCGAACGGCGACGAGGCAACACCAGAAGAGAAGCAUAAGGAGUUCCUCUCCAAACUCGUGACACGGUUGUUGUGUGCUUGCAACUACCAACGGUCCGAGUUGGAGAAACAGAACCAGGAACUGCAACAGCUGUUCCAGGAUCUGAAGCAACAGCACCAGGAGUUGGCGAACCUCCGCCGGAUAGUGCAAACCCACGAGGAUGCAACACGGGCACUCAAUUCCCGUGUACUGGACCUGGAACAGGCUGUACCAGGACCAGAUGCUGGGGCUUCCAGCAAUGCACCCUCUAGCCGCCAACUGGAGGAACGCGUUGACCACGUAGUGGCAAUGCUAGGAGAUAUAAGUGCCUUCGCAGAGCCGGCCACCAUCAGCCAACGGUUCGAGUUGCUGGACACCAAGAUCAGUCAGCAACAGCAGACUGACCACAGCCACAACAACAGCUCGGCGAGGCCAUACAAGAUGCCGACGUUCUGGAUCGAUAAAUUUGAUGACUACACACAUCAAGACCCGGUCGUCUCGUGGCAAGGACUUACAACGGAGUUGGGGAUUCACGAGGUCCUUGACCAAUCUGUUCAUCAGUGUUUUGUUCAUCAACACCAAGGGAGGAUGCCAGAUCUGGCUCAGCCACAUGGCAACCAUCCACGACGUCCAGGUUUCAUACCUGUACAAGAAGGUUCCUGGGAAGAUAUGACAAAGGAAUGGAAGAAGCGGUUCAUUGUCGACGACGCCCCGACACUCGCCAUCAACCGAAUCUUCACGAUGGCUCAAGGGAGCACACCGACACGUGCCUGGCUCACGGAUUGGCAGAAGAUCGUGGCAAUGCUCGAUUUGGACUUCCCAUUUCCGCAUCUGCGCCGUGAGUUCUACAACAGGUCAUGUGCCGCUCUCAGCCUCGCACUUGGUGAUCGCGAGCAGUACAACACUUUCGCAGAGAUCAUCAACAAGGCGAGGGAGAUCAUCAAGACCAACAGGGCAGUUGCACACGAGAAGUCAACGUGGCAGCCAACCUAUGUGGAGAAGGUAAGAACUGGAGGUGAGGCGACUCCACCUCUCACUCCGCCAGAUUUGGCCGCCUUGCUAGCGGCCUCCUACACAUCUGGGGAGGAUGCGCAUGUCGCAAGUCCUCUCUACACUUACGAGGAUUAUGCUGUCCACUUGGUCCCACCGCUGGACCAACCGCUCCACGUGCAACAAUCUACCGCAUGCACGGUUUCAUCACCAUCGGCAACCGAUUCGGCAGCUUCGCCGUCAUCUACCGCCGGGGAUUCAACGACAUGGUCAAGUCUUGAAGAACUCAACCCAUUGACUUUUGAGGACUUCCAAUGGAUGCCCCUGCCCCGGUCCGGUCGCUUGCCGAAACCGCAUUGCAACGUGCUCAAGGCACAAUUGCGAGAUUACUUGCACACUGCUGUAUUGACUCCGUUGAUGGACGUCGGAGUAGAGAUUGUCGACCUUCAUGUCUACAUUGCGAAGAUCGACCGCGAGUUCAAGACGCAACGCUACGACGACACCGACGCACCAUUGCUAUAUGUACGCAUUCAGAUCGGAGAGGCGACCUGCAGCGCUUUGAUCGAUUGCGGAGCAUCUCGCAACUACAUGAGUCAAGACUUCAUGGUACGCGCCGGCCUUGGGCCACGAGUCCGAAGGAAGUCCCAGCCCACGCAAGUCAUGUUGGCGGACGGUCACACGCACAAGUUAAUCGACCGGUGCAUUGACGACGUCCCAAUGUACUUUGCCCCUCACGAAAGUGAGGCGGUGUCCUUUGACAUCCUCAACACCAAAUUUGACAUAAUCUUGGGCAUGUCAUGGCUGCGAAGCGAGGACCACCCGGUGAACUUCUACCGCCGCAACGUGCACAUUCGUGAUCGGAACAGAGUACUAGUCCCAUGCACGGUAGCUCCUCCUCACCCUUCAGUCAGCUGUCACGUGGUAUCCGCCGCAAGCAUGCGAGCUUCCAUCAUCAAAGACGACAUCGAGGAGAUGGGGGUGUGUUUUCUCCACGCCCUCCCGCCCCAAGACACGUCAUCGACGGACUCAUCUUCGGAUCCACUUAUCACCGAACUUCUCGACGCCUACAACGACGUGUUCGAAGGCCCGCACGGAGUAGUACCGGAUCGGCCCAUCCGCCACAAGAUCAUCCUCGAGGACGGGGCCGUACCUCCAGGCGGCUGCAUCUACCGAAUGAGCGAGGAAGAGUUAAGUGUGCUUCGGGCACAACUCGACGACCUUCURGAGAAAGGCUGGAUUCGGCCUAGCUCAUCGCCAUACGGUGCUCCUGUUCGCUUCGUCCGGAAGAAGAACAAGGACCUGCGGUUGUGCAUCGAUUAUCGCAAGCUCAACGCGCAGACGAUCAGAAACGCCAGCCCUCUCCCACGCCUCGACGAUCUUUUCGAGCGAUUGGGAGGCGCCAAGUUCUUCUCCAAGCUGGACCUCAAGUCGAGAUAUCACCAACUCAAGAUUCGGAAGGAGGAUUGCUACAAGACCGCGUUUAAGACGCGAUAUGGGCAGUUCGAAUGGCUAGUCAUGCCAUUUGGCCUUACGAAUGCCCCAGCCACUUUCCAAGCGGCUAUGACAACGGAGUUCCGACACAUGCUGGAUCGUUACGUACUUAUCUACCUCGACGACAUCCUGGUGUACAGUCGGAGUUUGGAGAGCAUGUGGAACACCUGCGCACCGUUUUGGAGCGGCUAUGACAAGCCAAGCACAAAGCCAACCGUGACAAGUGCGAAUGUGCGCGUCAGGAGCUGGAGUACUUGGGACAUUAUGUGACGCCGCAAGGCAUCCGUCCUCUUGCGGACAAGAUCGAGGCCCUACGAGUAUGGCCCGAGCCCACCAACACCACGGA
Molecule: messenger RNA, 3024 nt
Organism: Chara braunii
Lineage: Eukaryota; Viridiplantae; Streptophyta; Charophyceae; Charales; Characeae
Source: the annotation of a GenBank genome assembly